GGAAAAUAUAUCAGCUGUUAUUUCGUGCUACCCCAAGUUAAGCCCCCUUUGUGUAUAUCACACAAAUUUCUUCUGCUUUGUAGUUUACAAGGAACAAAGUAGGUCCUCUUGUGAACCUAGUAGUGACUCACUCAAAACAUGCCGCAACAGCAGCAAUGACUGGGUACUGAUGACUGAAAUGGAAACAAGAAUUCUAUAGCAAAUUUAAAGCUCGAAAGUUCCACGAUAACCGUAUUGCAAGUGUUUUCUUAAACGUUGCAUUUCGUUUUCCGGUACAAGUAUGCCUAGUAGUUUACUUUUUGCCAAUAGCAGCGAAGGUAGAGUAUAUACCUUAUCAACUAGUUCGGCAGCAUGGAGGGAGUUCCCCUACAAUGGCUUGGAAUUCAAGAAAAUCUCAGCUGUUCCCAAUUUUAUGUGGGCUAUUGGUGGUGAUCGUCAAGUAUAUGUUCAUGUUCACGGUCUGGAUGUGCCCAUACGAGUAAAAGAAGAAUCAUACGAAAAUGAACGUUGGUUGCCCAUUGAAGGGUUUUCCAAAACACUAUUGCCCACAGAUCGUUUUAAAUAUUCCUCUGCCGAUGGCCAACAAGAUCGAUCUAUCGAAAAAAUACGUCUACCAUCAAUGGCAUGGCAAUGGGAUGGUGAUUGGCAUCUGGAAUUGGAUUUGGAUGGAAAUUCCCUUGGUGAGGAUGGUUGGAUGUAUGCUCUAGACUUUCCAGCUACAUAUUCGGCAAAGAAAUCUUGGAAUUCGUAUGUAAGGCGACGUAAAUGGGUAAGGUUUCGCCGCUAUAGUGCUUUAAAUUGUUGGUGUGCUGUGGCACCAUUACACAAAGACCCCACACAGGAGCCUUUUACCGAUGUGGCAAUAGGCGGCACAAAUAUACCUAAUGCUGCCACUGGUACAUUAGUCGUUUGGGCUAUUACAGCUCAUGGCAGGGCUAUGUUCCGGAGCGGGGUUUCUGCCACAGCUCCCGAAGGACUCCGUUGGACAACUAUUCCAACUCCACCUACUUGCGAAUUAGCCCAACUUAGUGUUGGUCCAACUGGUCUGGUUUGGGCUGUGCUUUUCAACGGUCAUGCAAUUGUACGCUCAGGUGUAACCCGUGAAAAUCUUUCAGGCGACUCCUGGUUAGAUGUUAAGGCACCAUCUCAUGCCAAUAACCAAGAACCCGCAAGCGGUUUAAAAAUAGUUCAGAUAUCAGUUGGCACAAAUGCUGUUUGGUGUGUUUGUAAUGAUUGCAGCGUAUGGUUUAGACGAGGCAUUAAGGGCGAUCUGGCUGGAGUAUGUGAAGACGCUGCUAUUGGCAGUGGUUGGGUCGAAAUGAUAGGAAAUAUAUCUAUGGUUUCGGUUGCUGCGAAUGAUCAGGUAUUCGCUAUUGGAUCUGCUGAUCGAGCUCUUUACUACCGCUACGGUGUUACGCCAUCAGAUCCAACGGGGAAAAAAUGGCGCCUAAUUCAAUUGCCAAUGCAAAUUAGCCGUACUUCAAGUUCCAUGUCAAUAGCUUCUCGCCGAAGCGGUAGUUCAUCAACACCCGGUUCGAAACAGCAAAGUUUUUCUAACCUUUAUAAUAAAGAAAAAGAAAAAGGUGUUGUGGAAACAUGUGCACCAAUAGAAAAUGUUGUGACUGGAAAUAAUUGCAAUAACGGACCACCAUCCAGGCUAAAAGGUGAACUCUAUCGGCAUUACUCAGAUUCACCACCCAACAUUGGAAGUCUGAAUUUGAAUGAACGUCACAAGAAACGUACUUCUGCGUUAAGAGAACUAACCCAUGCUUCUAGUGCCCCUGGAACAACUGAGGUGGCCGAAGUUAGUGGCAAAGCAUACGAAACACAUUUAAAAAAUCCCAGAGCGUGGUCCCCGGUGCGUAGCGUUGGUUCUAUGGUAGGCACCGAGGCCCACCCUGAAAGUGAUUCAACCGUAUUUGAUGCUGACUCUACACACCAUGGCUCCGAUGCAUUUCUGGAUGACGAUGAUCAUGCGGGAUCCCAAUUUUGGACCGAAUGCGAAGUUAUGUGGUCAUACUUAACAGCUGGAGCUGUUAGCAUUAACCCGAGUAAUUUACCAAAUUGGUUCAAUGAUCAAAGUUCUUCAACAGAUAGCCAUAUUAAUGUAGACUCGGCUUGGCGGAAAGAUAUUGUGGAAAAACUGCGGAAACGACAAGACAAAUUUAAUACAUUAAUAAGUCAGGCGAGAUAUGAAAAGGCAGUCGAACUUUCAUCAUGGAUAAAAUCUGCUGAAGCGCGCUAUCAACGUCCUGGUACUCUGGAUUUUGAAGAUUGUCUAAUUGAACUGGAGUGGGUGAGCGGCAGCUCCGCCACUACGCCCACAUCUCAAAAUCCUACAAUUCAAAAGGAUUCUGAUUCUGGAACAUUUACCGUACUAAACCCUGAUGGCGUAACAGCCAAAAUUCAAUUCUCUUUAUCGGCCAUAACAUGUGUUAUGUGUUGCAGUGAACCUGCCUCCCCACGACUAGCUAUACAUGUAACAAGCCUUGUAAGUUCUAAUUGCUCUCCAGUUCGUCUACUCUUCUCCAGUGAUUCUGAAAUGGAAGAUUGGCUUUCUCAUCUAACAUCUGUAUGUUGCCAAAUAAAUGAAGUCGUAGCGAAACCUGCAAACAAUUCUAUAUGGGCCACCACCGAACUGGGUGAUGUUUUUGUCUUCGAUCCGGCUAAUAUGAAAAGUCAACAGUGGGAAAGUGCAACAAAUAGUUAUAAGCAAGAAAUGGAUGUUAGCACCCUGGAAACUCCAUAUUAUAAUACGCUACAUAAUGGAAUGCCUUGUGGAUCCGAACUAAUAAUUUCCGGCUGUGUUUAUGAUGACGCUGAUCAAAUACGUUUCGAUUUGCAAUGCCAUUCGUCCCUUAAGGUUGGGGUAAAAUUUGAAAAACACCGUGUCAUUGCUAUGCACUUGAACCCAAGGUUUAAUGAAAAAACAAUUGUUUUUAACACCAUGGAAAAUUCUGAGUGGCAGAACGAAACGAGAUAUGAUAAGAUGGUAUUCGCACCAGGCACAACUUUUACAUUGAAAAUAAGAGCGCUGGAAAGUCAUUACGCUGUUAUGGUAAAUAAUUCAUAUUUUGUGGAUUACAAAUACAGAGUGGACCCAGACUCUGUAACAUGUCUAUAUGUGAGUGGCCGAGUUAAACUUUUCAAUGUCACGUAUCGCUGCCCAAAUGUUAUACUCAACCCCCAGUUAAUGUUUUGGAGACAAGUUGGCGGACAUAUAAAGAAAGUGUUUAGCUGUUCUGCUGGCGUGGUUUGGGGCAUGACAUGUGAUAAUACGGCAUGGGUAUACAAUGGGGGUUGGGGAGGUAAUUUUUUAAAGGGACUUGAGGGUAAUGUUGGUAAAAUUAAUCCCAUGAUAGAUACACAUAACUAUUAUGUGUAUGAAAACCAACGCUGGAAUCCUAUAAGCGGUUUUACCACAAAAAGCUUACCGACAGAUCGCUUUAUGUGGAGCGACGUAACCGGACGGCAAAAACGAAGUAAGGAGCAUACCAAACUUUUGUCAUCACAUUAUGAAUGGAUUUCCGACUGGGCUAUUGAUUAUAAUAUACCCGGUGGUUGUGACAAAGAAGGAUGGCAAUAUGCUAUUGAUUUUCCAGCCACUUAUCAUGCUCAAAAACGCCUAACAGAUUGUGUAAGGCGCCGUCGUUGGCUGAAGAAAUGUCGUCUUGUUACAAGUGGGCCGUGGCAGGAGCUAAGCCAUUCGAAAAUACUCGAUGCCGCUUUGCAAGUUUUACCAACGGACAGUAACAGCGUUAAUAGUGAGAGUAUAGAUGAGAUUCCAAUAUGUGCCUGGGCCAUAGCAUCUAAUGGUGAUGUACUAUAUCGACAUGGUGUAACUUCCUUGAAUCCUAAAGGCGAAAAUUGGGAGCAUAUACCCAGCGAGCAGCCCCUGGUUGCAAUUAGCAUAACUCCGGCAGGUCAAGUAUGGGUUUUGGGCAAGAACGGUUCUAUAUUUUAUCGUUAUGGUAUUACCAAAUUAAAUCCCUUGGGAGAUGCAUGGCAGCCGAUCGAUGCUCCAAGUGGAACAAAAUUUAAAGCCAUUUCGGUUGGCCAAGGUGGUGUAUGGGCCCUAGAUAUCACAAAUCGAUUGGCUGUACGCAAAGAAAUAACCAAAACAUUCCCUGAAGGCUCGCACUGGCAAUUUCUGCCCAAUGUGGCAAAUAUACCACCACACACUGAUACUCACUUGGGCUUUAAGGCAAUAUCUGUGGGGGCGGAGGUGUGGGCGGUCGCCAUGAAUGGUGUACUUUGCAGACGCUGCGGAAUUACCAAAGACAAUCCAGCUGGUGCUGGCUGGAGUAUGGGUAUUCCGGGUCAAUGGCAUCACUUGUCGGUAGCUGGUUUUUCAUAAAGAAAGUAUGAACAUAAUAUGAAAAAAGUCACGUAAUUUUUGGCUCGUCUUCGCUUUUGUGUAUAUAUUCAAGUUUAAGUAUUUUCAAUAACAAUGAAUAAUAGUUGCCUACACGUCUUUUUUGUGUAGAUCCCUUCACACAAGAUUUUCGUAUAAAUUCUAUAAUUUAAAUGACACUUAAACUUUUGUAAAUUCAUAAAAUGAAGAUGAGUUCAAUGUUUGAACUUUUUGCUAAGCUCAUCGUAUGUCACACUCAUACUCAGAUACUAAUCUUUUUUCUUACGGUCCGUGCCCCUUCUUUUCAAAUACUUCAGAGAUGAUUGCAGACCGAUAGAUGAUUGAUCUCUCCACAUUCCAUAGCUUGUUAUAUUCUUUAAUUUAUUUGCAUAAUGUGAAAAUUAUUUAUAAGAAAUUUACUGCUUAGACUGUUUAGUUUAUAAAUAAAAAUUAUAUUAUUCUCUAUAAUUUUUUUGCCAAAUACCAUACAAGAACAACUUCAUAUGGAGUUAAAAUAAUAAUAUAUUUAAACGAAUAAGGAAAUGAACCGCUAUUUAUUACAAUGGAGGGUAUGUAUUAAUAAAGAAAACAUAUGCGCAUAUACCAUAUACCUUAUCAAGCAGUACACACCACAUAUGUUAGAAAUCAGGCUAAA
Musca domestica (house fly) is the source of this 5009-nucleotide messenger RNA. RefSeq names its product tectonin beta-propeller repeat-containing protein-like. Gene Ontology annotation, molecular function: carbohydrate binding. The record is from RefSeq and is a predicted model, not a curated record. The transcript is spliced from 11 exons. NCBI's taxonomy places the organism in Eukaryota, Metazoa, Arthropoda, Insecta, Diptera, Muscidae. Gene Ontology annotation, cellular component: membrane. Bases 281 to 4357 code for a protein of 1358 amino acids.